GCAGAGGAGAAUAAUAUUCAACAGAGCUUGAGAAUAAUGAACUAAAAAUGGAAGAAAAAUUGAAACACCAAGUUCUCUUUAAUGUAGCUUGGUUUAGGUUGGAAAAGAGCCUCUCGAACUUGUAUUCUUGCUGUUGAGUCGACUGCCUUUGAGAGAAACAUUUUAAAUUGUGCAAAGGCGGACGAGGAUGCAGCAACUGGAGUUGCUUUUCUUAGUGAUUCUGGUUGCCACUGGUGGUGGUGGUGGUGAUGAUAGGUUGGAAGAUUAUAAAGGAAGAGCUGCUACUUUAGUGGCGUCAAGGAUGCCAGUAUUUGCAAUGGAGAAAACACAAAUUUUUUAGAAGAACCCAGAUCUGGGUUUGAUUUGGAGAGGAUGAAGAAGGGAGAAGAGGGAGAAAAAGAAUAAGAAGAAGAAAGAAGAAGGACAAGCAGGGAAAGGAAGGAGGAAGGUUGAUAGAGAAUGAAAAGGCAAAACUGUU
Rubroshorea leprosula is the source of this 478-nucleotide messenger RNA. Lineage: Eukaryota; Viridiplantae; Streptophyta; Magnoliopsida; Malvales; Dipterocarpaceae. The record is from the annotation of a GenBank genome assembly.